AUGUUCGGACAAAUACGAUCCAACAAGGCGACCGGCCUCAUCCUCGGCGUCGUUAUCUUCAUCACCGCCUUCGUUGGCCUGGCCUACAACCACCUCGAGCCCUGGCAGCAACCCGCCGAUACUACCGACACCGACGAUGCCUCGAUCCCCGAGACGCCCAAGUAUCACAGCGACUCAGACCUGAUUGCGCUCUACAUUGAGCGCAUGAUGAAGCCAAAGGUCAAGCCCGAUGACAAACAGUACUACCCCUAUGGCGCCAGCGCCAGCGAGCUCAGCGAGGACCCUUACUGGAAGAAGCCUUUGGGCAAGAACCUGUGCAUCAUCGAUUUGGACAGCCGUACCUUCGAUCUCCCCGGCCAGGCCUUCUCUCCCGACGGCAUGACCUGGGACCGCCCCGAGGAGAUUCAUGGCCUGUCCGCUGGUAUCAUUAACCACUGGGCCUAUGCCAAGAUCCACGGUUACAAGUACUACUAUGUCGAUAUCGACUCCUAUGAGGAUCGCCGUGAUUCCUGGAAGAAACCCAACAUCAUGGCCAAGAUCCUCAAGAAGCACGAUGCCUGCAUCUACCUCGACUCAGACGCCAUCUUCCACCACCUCGAUCUCCCCUUCGAGUGGCUCAUGAACUACUGGAACCUCAACCCCACCACCAACUCCCUCGCACUUGCCGCUGAUCCCAACGCUAAGAACAACCAAGACAAGUUCGGCAACGUCUAUCUCAACACUGGUUUCAUCGUCGCCCAGAACAACGACAAGACCUACGAAAUCUUCAAGGAGUGGGACGCCUGCCCUGAGGAGGGCGGCAAGCACCCCGAAUGCACUGAAUUCAAGCUGAAUCGCCCUGGUAAGCCCACCGAUCAGGGAGGCUUCGGUACCUACAUCCGCUACGAUUACCCCAAGGACAUCAAGGAGUUGCUCUGCACCGAGGCCAACGGUUUCCCCGAGAGCCACUCUGGCUGUGAGGGCAAGUUCAUCAAGCAUCUCUGGACCGGCAAGAAGGACUGGAUCAAGGUUGCUGUUGGUGGCCAGCUUCCUGGCGAUCUUCUCCUGGAGUUCCAGAAGGAUUUCGUCGCCUCCAAGAAGGACUUCUACAUUACUGAGAAGGACCUCAUGUCUAGCUAG
This is a messenger RNA of Ilyonectria robusta, 1119 nucleotides long. RefSeq lists its product as uncharacterized. Gene Ontology annotation, biological process: protein N-linked glycosylation. The record is from RefSeq and is a predicted model, not a curated record. Gene Ontology annotation, molecular function: glycosyltransferase activity. Gene Ontology annotation, cellular component: Golgi membrane. The transcript is spliced from 3 exons. Lineage: Eukaryota; Fungi; Ascomycota; Sordariomycetes; Hypocreales; Nectriaceae. Bases 1 to 1119 code for a protein of 372 amino acids.